Messenger RNA from Acanthochromis polyacanthus (spiny chromis), 10882 nucleotides. Its product is annotated as anion exchange protein 3-like. Lineage: Eukaryota; Metazoa; Chordata; Actinopteri; Pomacentridae. Gene Ontology annotation, cellular component: plasma membrane. The record is from RefSeq and is a predicted model, not a curated record. Gene Ontology annotation, molecular function: monoatomic anion transmembrane transporter activity; solute:inorganic anion antiporter activity. Gene Ontology annotation, biological process: bicarbonate transport; monoatomic anion transport; transmembrane transport.
ACCUGGGAGGACACACAGCUUGUUAUUGAAGUGCAUCCAUCAGUGACUUGAGAUGAGCAGGUUGUCCUCCACAGUCACGUGGUCACUGAGCAUCCUUGGCAGAUCCAGCAGGCUGCGUGGCGUGUCUUCACUAGGUUACAGGAUGGACCAGCUCGACUGUGGCCGUGUGUAGCCGCAGCAUUUCGUUUGCUUCUAGUUUCCUGCCGCUGGACUGCUCUCAGAAAUCGCAGGUUAUGCCACCCCAAAGGCUUCCUGGAUCUCCAGCCGUGAAAGAGAAGGGCUGAUCCCCGUCCUCCUCCAGGUUCCCGCUGCUCUGCACCCCAUCUUUCCCUCCUUCCUUCUCCUGCUAACUCCCCUUUCCAGCGGCACAAACCCACCCGACUCUCACACCUAUAUAAUCCCUGCCACCCUUGUCAUCUUCCACCUCUGAGAGUGUUUGUCCAGUCACUUCGCCCUCCCCUUCCCACAGCAAUUCCUUACCCAGUCUCCUAGUUUUAUUCCAGCCACACGAGCUGACAUUUCCUGCUGGCCCCUGCUCUCCUGAGAGGUCUACUCUUUACCUACUGGCUGCUUGCCAGGCCCCAUGGCUACAGGAGGACAUGCCCCUGACAUAGAUGUGUUGAUCAACCUACAGCAGGUGAAGGUGGAGGAGGAAGAUGAGGAUGGAUCUGUGGAGGAACAGGAGGAAGAGGAGGAGGAGGAGGAGAACUGGGAGAAAGCCCUGUCUGUGGAGCGCUUCGGAGACAUCAUCAGUGACUCUGCUUCCACUAGUGGGGACAGGAUGGGCAGACACUACACUGAGAAGGACUUUGAGUAUCACAGACACACAUUUCACCACACGCACCACCCCUUGUCCACCCACCUGCCUGUGCCACAGCGUUUACGUAAGAGGGUGCACAGUACGGACAGAAGGCGCAAAAAGAAACGUAAGAAAAAGACCUCGCUGCCCCCCUCCGAUGUGACGCCCACCAUACACGAGGUAGACGAGGAAGAGGCGGAGUCUGAGACGGAGACACCCGGCAUGGCUGCCACACCCACAGAGCUGCCUGACAUCCAGCCACAGUUUAGUUUGGGGAGCCAAGAGGACUUGGAAGAACCCCUUCCACACACUACUGUCCACACGGAAAACGAAGAGCAUCCACUGUCGAAGAAAACCGCACUGACUCUGAUAAAGGAAGCAGCUCAUAAUGGGGAUAUUACUGUUCUUGGACAGAAUGACGAGGUGGAUGGAGAAGAAGCGGCAUGCAACAGUGUUCCCCCAGGCUCAGAUCCCUCCAGUUCGACCUCCAACCGCGGCUGGUUCCGCAGGAAGCCUGUCCACCAUCGACUGCCAGGGGCCCAGCGAAGCAACUAUGACCUUCGGGAGCGGAUCUGCAUCGGCAGCAUGACUGCUCUGGAGACUGCCGUCUACCAGCAGGUGCCCACUGAUGAGGCCGAGGCCCAGAUGUUGGCCAGCGCUGAUCUGGAUGACAUGAAGAGUCACAGAUUUGAGGACAACCCCGGGGUGCGACGCCAUUUGGUAAAGAAGUCGUCCCGAUGUCAGAUGACCCGGACCAGCAACAGUUCUACACCACUGUCCAGCCUGAAGAAGAAGAAGAGGGCAGCAGAUAAGAAAACUCAUGAGUUGUUCGUGGAGCUGAACGAGCUGAUUGUGGAGAAGGACCAUGAAAUGCGCUGGAAGGAGCGGGCUCGCUGGAUCAAGUUUGAGGAGGAUGUGGAGGAGGAGACUGACCGCUGGGGCAAACCUCAUGUGGCCUCGCUCUCCUUCCGCAGCUUGCUGGAGCUUCGCCGCACCAUCACACAAGGUGCCAUCCUUUUGGACCUUGAGCAGAACUCUCUGCCCGGCAUCGCCCAUCUGGUGGUGGAGACGAUGAUCAUCUCUGAUCAGAUCAGAGCAGAGGACCGAGCCAGUGUUCUCCGGGCUUUGCUUCUCAAACACAGCCAUCCGAGCGAUCUGAAACAUCGUUUUCACCGCCACCACUCAACUAGCAGUCUUCACGCCCCCUUCAAUCACAACCAUGUCCAGGACUCCAAUCUGCCCCUGGUGGCUGAAGAGCACGAUGAACAUCCAGAUAACAAAGGGGGAGUGUACGACCCCAAACAAGAUGUGUUUGUCAGCCUGUUUAAAUCUCUCCACCCUCUGCCUCCUGAGAGCCAUCCAGCAGCCAGAUCUAUGAAACUCCUCGCCAAGAUUCCCAAAGACGCUGAAGCUGUCAUUGUUUUAGUUGGGUGUGUUGAGUUUCUGGAGCAGCCUGCGAUGGCCUUUGUCAGGCUGAAUGAUGCCGUCCUCCUGGAGUCAGUGCUUGAGGUUCCUGUCCCUGUUCGAUUUAUUUUCGUCCUGAUUGGCCCCAGUCAGUCCAAUGUGGACUAUCAUGAGAUUGGACGUUCCUUCUCCACUCUCAUGUCUGACAAGAACUUCCAUGAGGUGGCCUACUUUGCUGACGACAGGCAGGACCUCCUGAAUGGUAUCAAUGAAUUCUUGGACUGCAGCAUUGUCAUUCCACCCUCCGACGUGGAGGGCAAAGACCUCCUGAAGACAGUGGCUGACUUCCAGAAGCAGAUGCUGCGCAAGAGAAAGGAAAGAGAGCUCAAGAAGCAGCAGUCCUCAUUGGGAUUGGAGCAGGACAACAAAGAGGUGAGCCCAGAGGAGGAAGAGGAGGGAGACCAGGAAGUGGACCCAUUAAAGCGCUCAGGGAUCCCAUUCGGAGGCCUGAUCCAUGACAUCCGCCGGCGUUACCCACACUAUGUCAGCGACCUAAAAGACGCUCUGGACAUGCAGUGCAUCGCGGCCGUCAUCUUCAUCUAUUUUGCCGCACUGUCACCCACUAUUACUUUCGGAGGCCUGCUGGGGGAGAAAACAGACGGCAUGAUGGGAGUGACUGAGCUCAUCAUUUCUACUGCAACUCUGGGAGUUAUAUUCUCGUUGCUUGCCGGUCAGCCACUUCUCAUCAUCGGCUUCUCAGGACCCUUACUGGUGUUUGAGGAAGCCUUCUACAAGUUCUGUCAGGCCCAAAACUUUGAGUAUCUGACUGCUCGAGUGUGGAUCGGUUUCUGGCUCAUCUUCAUUGUUCUGGUGAUUGUGGCAGCGGAGGGCAGUUUCCUUGUCCGCUACAUCUCACCUUUUACCCAGGAGAUUUUUGCCUUCCUCAUCUCCCUCAUCUUCAUUUAUGAGACUUUCUCUAAGCUCUUCAAGGUGUUUAGGGAACAUCCACUGAUGGCACUGUACCCCUCUGACUUCAACCCAUCUGCUGAGAUGCAAAGUUUCGGUGAUCCUGUCUUCAACCAGCCCAACACUGCUCUUUUGUCUCUAGUGCUCAUGAUGGGCACUUUCUUUGUGGCAUUCUUCCUCAGGAAGUUCAGAAACAGUCGUUUUUUAGGUGGCAAGGCCAGAAGAAUUAUUGGUGACUUUGGCAUCCCGAUCUCAAUCUUAGUUUCAGUUUUGGUGGAUUACUCGAUUACUGACACUUACACACAGAAACUCAAUGUGCCGUCAGGAUUUUCAGUCACCUCCCCUGACAAGAGAGGCUGGUUCAUCAGUCCCUUUGGUGACAAGCAACCUUUUCCAACCUGGAUGAUGGGAGCGUCUGUUGUCCCUGCCCUUCUUGUCUUCAUUCUCAUUUUCAUGGAAACUCAAAUCACUUCAUUGAUAGUCAGUAAGAAGGAGCGUCGUCUGGUUAAAGGUUCCGGCUUCCACUUGGAUCUCCUGCUCAUUGUUAUCCUCGGUGCUAUCUGCCCCCUGUUCGGCCUGCCGUGGCUCACUGCAGCCACGGUGCGCUCUGUCACUCAUGUCAACGCACUGACAGUCAUGAGCAAGGCCACGGCUCCCGGUGAAAAGCCAAUGAUCCAGGAGGUGAAAGAACAGAGGCUGACCGGGCUUCUGGUGGCUGUUCUUGUUGGUAUGUCCAUAGUGAUGACCGAUAUGCUCCGCCUCAUCCCUCUGGCUGUUCUCUUUGGUAUCUUCCUCUACAUGGGGGUCACCUCUCUGACGGGCAUCCAGCUCUAUGAACGUAUUACACUCAUGGUGACGCCUGCCAAGCACCACCCGGACCACAUCUACGUCACAAAGGUGAAGACAUGGCGAAUGAACAUGUUCACCAUCAUCCAGCUGGCCUGCAUCGUGGCUCUGUGGGUAGUGAAGUCCACUGUGGCCUCGCUGGCGUUCCCCUUCGUCCUCAUCAUGACGGUGCCGCUGCGCCGCCUCAUCCUCUCCAGGAUUUUCGAGGAACGUGAGCUCCAGGCGCUGGAUUGCGAUGAGGAUUCUCCAAACUUUGAUGAAGAUGGACGAGACGAGUACAACGAGAUCCACAUGCUUGUGUAGAUUUGAACUUGACCCGUCCAGUAGGACCUCCUUCAUCCUCCAGCUCUGACCAAUCAGAGCAAGCAAGCCUCUUUGGAAACCUCAGUGUCUCUGGGUAGCAGUGACAAAGUGAGAGGAGCUACUGUAAUGGUGUUUCUAAAAUAUACAAAAGCUAUAGCUGGAUAAGCACUUCUUACCUUUGUUUAUACCAGUUUUUUUUGAAAAUGGCACACCUGAUGUUAGAUCUUUGUGGUGACGGUGUUGUGUUUAACCUCCCUGAAGAUGUUAUUCUGUCAGAGACCAGAAAAUAGAUCGGAAUGCAUACCUGAAGUGGACGGUGCAAAUCUAGUUGAACACAAAACUUACAUGAACACUUUUUAUCCCUUUAAUUACUCUGCAGGUUCUGGGCAUAAGUGCAAUGAUGACGUGACCUCUAGGACUACAGCAGGCUGAAACAUUUAGGCAGAUGUUGGCACUGAGCAAUUAAAAAAUGAACCAAUUGGCUGUGUUUUUUCAUGAAGAAAGUAGAUUUUCAUCAAAAUUCAUAAUUGCUCAGAUGAAUUGACUCUUAACUGUCAAAGCCCUGAAUGAAUUUCACUGCCUUUGUAGUUUAGCUGCCUUUUUCCUUCAUACUCCUGCCCUUGCCUAUAGGUUGCAAUGAUGUGCAAACAAGGAGUUAAGUAGUCCUUUUCCUUUCUGUACAGACUUUUAGAAAUGAGCACUUUGACUGGGCAAAAGUUCACUCUUGUCGCUGCCAACCGAGCUCCCUGGCACAAAGCCCGCUCUCUAAAUGUAGUCUCCCCAUGAAGCCAAAAUCCCUGGAGGCGGUGCAAGCCUCUUCAAGGGUUGUUACUGUACUGUGUUAGGUGUUUAAUGCCCUACAUACCAGUCCGCUGAUCUCAUUAUUGUGACCUUGGAUGUAUAAGUAAAUAGCUAACAUGGUCUCAACCUUAUUUUUCUACUUUGUUGUAUCUAUUUAUUUUGUGACCUGUUGGACUUAAUGCCAGAUUCUCAGUUGUGUUUAUACUCCAAAUAGCUUCAACUACUAUAAGAGUUAGUAUAAAAUUUAAAAAAAGAACAUUGUGUAGGUUGACACAUUCAAAACAGAAUAUAUGUCAUUAUUCAUCCAUUCUUUCAUCUUCUCUGCGAGAUUUCCAUAGCGUGGUGCAUUUGUUUUACAGAUGUCAUGAAUAAUAUAGUAACACACGUGACUGGACAAGCAUAGAAACUAAGCAAACACACAAGAAGUGAAAACGAUGGGGAGCAGUCGAGUGUUGGCAGGAUGUAUGAAUGAUGCAUUGUACAGAAAGACUGUGAGCUUGGAAUUCUAAUGUACCAUCUGUGUUCAGAGUUGUUUUAAAAUGCCAAGAGAUUUCGUUUUCACUUCUAUAUUGCGAGCCCACUAUAGAACACUUCUCCGAAACUUUCCUUCUGUCACACAGAAUGCAUCUUUCAUAACAUGAAAGGACACACAAUUAAAUAGGAGAAGUAAUCAUUUUGUAACAAAAGUCAGAAUUUGAUGGGUCCUAGCAGCUAAAUAUUUCAUCUUGGAGGGGUAGUCCAUGAAUGUCGACCGCUGUUAGCCGGAGAUGGAAAAUCAGGAAAAAAACAGCCUUAACUGAACCAUUGAGAUGUUAGGAGGAUGUUCAGUAACUGCCAUCCAAAACAUAUUUCUUUUUAAAAGAGGGAGUAGCAGAAAAAUGAGCCAAUAUAUUUGAUUUAUUCUUAUUUUUUUGACCUCCUUUUUUAUCACUGACUCAUUUGGGAAACCUUAUUUCCUCUGUUUCCUGAAAAGUCAUGGAUAAUCUUUUUUUUUCCCUUUUGAAACACAGUUCAUAGUCCAUUGUACUCCAAAAAGACCUGAUAACUGAUCACGUUCAAGGACAGUAUAGAUAGCCCUAACUCAAACCUCAUACUCUGGGAGUUGGCCAAAAACAGUUAACCAAUUCAGAACGGAAGGUUUGUGCGCACUGUCCCUAUUCUCAAAUAAUUACUUCAAUAUUUCGUCAUUAAACCUAAAAUUUUCUGAGAAAAGUGUAGAUAGGAAAGUCAGUAAAGGCAGAGCAUGUGUGGCAGGACAUUUCUGUAAAUCUUUAUCAAAUACUACAGAGGCCCUGAAAGGUCAUGGUGAGAAUAUUUGCAGGACUGCUUUUGCAUCAAGUCUCAGUACUUCUGCAUUCCCUCACCAUAACUUUUGUUUUACCUUGCAUUGGUUUUGUGUUACUUCAUAAUGAGUAUGUGUCACCAUUAAUCCAUGGAGAAAGCCUGAGCUGUAUUAUGGAACAAUAUCAUGUCUUACAACCAUAUAAAAGAAGGGCGUAAUCUCCGAAUCUUAAAGUAAAGCCAAUGCAGAAGUGACUUAAACCUGUACUCUUUCUAUUGGCCACCUGGGGGUGACAUCUGUGGUUGCAAAAAGAAAUUUAUUGUAAAAAGCUUGUACGAAAACAAUCCUAUUUCUCACUUGAUUUGUUACCUCAGAUAAACUGUUUCUGGAACAAGAUUAUUAGGGCUGGACCCGAAUAUCCGAAUAUUCGGUUGUUGUGGUGGUAUUCGAAUAUUAAUUCCGAAUACUUGGAAUUCCCGGAGAUGGAGAUAUCCAUGCUAAUGCUAUUGGCAAGAUCAAAAUGCCAAGCGAGAGAUGGAGCAGUAUUUAGACAUGAAUAAUAGAGACAUAAAUAAUAGAAAUGAAUGAAUAAUAUUCUGUCAUUACACCAUCAGCCACCCCACCUCCCCAUCCCCCCCACACGAAUGAGCCAAAGAAUCGGAUAUUUGUAAUUAAUUGAGCCCAAAUAUCCGGAGCCCAGCAACUGCCAUAGAGAUUAUUUAUGUUCCCAUCUAGAGUAAAACCAACAAUAAAGCAAAGUAUGUUUAAGGACAAGGCUACCAUGUCAUUGACAGGUUGCUAACAUAUCGGUGUGUCCUCAACUUCUCAACCCUCAUUUGUUGACUGAGAUGGCAGUGAACAAGUCGUCUUUUCGACUUAAGAAAAGACGACUUCCAGGUUUUGACUUCAGACUGGAAGUCCAUGGUUGCUAUGUCCAUUUUUUCUUCCUAUCUAUGAUUAUGAUAGACUGUUGCUUGUUGUGACUGGAGUGACAGCUGGUGUACCCUCAUCUGUGGCUAUCAGGGUCUAGUCUGUACCAUUGCAUUUAGAUAAGUAGCUUCAUUUUGCAGACUUGGGAUGGCACAGCUGUCACAGCAACUGUAGCCUUAGCUAUGCUUUGCUUGUUACAGUUAUGGCUGCAACAAAUUCAUUUUAAAUGACUGUAGCUGACUUAAUUCAGUAGUUGUGUCUGUAUAGUGAUGGUUUGGUUUGCCUAGCAUUGUAUUGAACUUAUUAUAUUGUUAGGGUUAGGGGUUAGGGUUAGGAUAUCCUAGACAUAUCCAUAGUUCCUUAGAUUUAACCACAGAAGCAGCAAUUCUCAGCAAAACCCAUAUAUCCAGCCACAGUUUCACCACCACAGGCAGGCUGUACUGACAGAGAUCGGCCAUUUAAAAUGAAUAAUGAGCACUAAAUGCAUUGUGUAAAGUGUCACAUCAUGUCUCUUCUUGCAGAGCCUUAAACUGGUACCGGACCAACACACUAACUGCAUAAAUUCUAUUGCAAGGUAACGCAAAAGCACCGCUCAAAAUGUUGUUGCCGUGAUCUUUCAGGUGUCCCCUAAAAGACAACUAAACCUCAUUGAAAACAUACUUGUAAGAAUCAGCAAUGUACUAUAAUGCAUCCAUGCUAACCACAUCUCAUUUCACAUAACCAUGUCCUACAUUAUGAGCCAUGCAACAAUUCUGUCUCAGGGGAAACUGACCUUUGAUCUGUAAAUAUUGCUUCCCAGCCUUUAGUUUGUUGUUCCUUUUGUGUACAUAAAGCAGUCAAGGCAAUCCAACACUUACAAUGUAAAAAUAUAUGACUUAUAGUCCAGGCUUUUAUGUUAUACAAUGGAGAAAAGAAGGUCACGGAAUGAGAAUGAAUGUGUUUACUGCAGUGAAGUGAUGUAGAAGUUUAACCGUAAAUGAAUCUUUUGCUCCCUGAUUGUUCUCUUUAGACGUGCACUUGAAACUCCACUUUGAUGUGAAGCAUACACCUGCUGUAGUCUGUGUUUAAUUCUGCAGCGCCCCAAGUUAAUGAGUCACAGAAUGUGCUUUACAUUAGCCCUCUGUAGCAGUUUCAUUGAAAAUGGGCUGCGUUAUUAAUGGACCUUUUCAACCAUGUGUUUAUGUUGCAGGAUGUAAAGAAUGCAAUGGCAAAGUAAGGGCAAACACACUGGGAUGUUUUCUCUAUUAUACUUGCCCCACUAUGUUCAUAACGUUAUUGAAUGUAUGUGUUUCACUGACUGGGUUUGCAAGGGCAUGAUUAUAUAUACGGAAGGUCAUUAAUGACAAGAUUUUGAAAUACCGAAGAUCAGCAACUUCUGCCACAGAAGAAACAUGAAAAGGGGUUUCUAAAGCUUUUUUUUUGUUUUAUUUUUCUUCUGGUCUGAAACUAGUUGACUUUAAAGAAUGUUACACUCCCAGUGCCCAGAUUUCCCGAAAGCAAAGUAAAAAUGAUUUUUUUCCUUAAUACUUUCUCCGUAAGUGAGCAGAUAAUGGUGCUCUGCCCUUUGAAGUCCCACAGUCUUUUUGGCUGUUUAUAAUCCUUUCGUGUAAAGUUCAACUGGAGGCCGAGCUAUCCUUUAGAAAUUACCUGAGCUGUCAAUGGCUGUGUUUCCAUCAAACUGUUCAGCAAAUGUGAAGCAAACUUUCAAAAGUUGCAAACUAAGCUUGUUUCAAUUAUGUUCUCCAUAGAAAAUUAACUAGGCUAUGCUGUGCCAUCAGAAAGUAUGUAUAGGCUACUAUCAGUUUACCACUGAUGUGAGAUUAAUGUUCGCUAGGUCAGAACUGAAUUACAAAAGGUGUUUGCAUCUCCCAUGAAGUGCAUCAGCUGUCUUUUUUAAAGAAAUUUCAAAACCAAAUCAAGCAAGCAUAAAAACCUUUUUGCUAAAUUGAGAAUCGUUUUCCCAGAUUUUGCUGUUAUCACUGACCGUCCCUCAUGUGCUUCAUCAAAAAAUGCUGUAAAAAUAUUUCAACGCAGCAGGUGUAACUGUAGCCCUAAAAAUGCUUUGUGAAAAAGUAGAAGCAGAUAUUAAAAGUUGGCUUUACUCCAACUUUUGUUAACAAAUAUCAUAUACACCACCAUUCAAAAGUUUUGAUUCACUUAGAAAUGUCAUUAUAUUUGAAAGAAAAUCUGUUAUUUUUCAAUGAAGAUAACAUUAAAUUAAUCAGAAAUACAGUCUAGACAUUGUUAAUGUGGUAAGUGACUAUUCUAGCUGGAAAUGGAUGGUUUUUAAUGGAAUAACUCCAUAGGGGUACAGAGGAACAUUUCCAGCAACCAUCACUCCUGUGUUCUAAUGCUACAUUGUGUUAGCUAAUGGUGUUGAAAGGCUAAUUGAUGAUUAGAAAAGCCUUGUGCCACUAUGUUAGCGCGUGAGUAAACGUAUGAGUUUUCAUGGAAAACAUGAAAUUGCCUGGGUGACCCCAAACUUUUGAACCAUAGUGUAUCUGUUCAUGCAAGCAUCUUGUUUACCGGUUUGAUUUUAACUUUACCUUUUUUGUGUUUGAUAAAUCAUUUUGUUAUAAUUAGACUUCUGUACAUAACCAGCAUAGGCGAAUAGUAAAGGAUAUUCACAACACUUCAGUGCAAUGCAAUGACAGAGAUUAGUCGGACAUCAAACGUGAUUGUCUGGCAAAAAAAUUGUGGAUCAAAUUGAGAACAAAGAUUUUUAAUUCUGUACAUUUUUUUGAUAAAAAAUAAUAGUAAAUUAGUCCUUUAACUCGGCAUUAGUGGUUCACUUUUUAGCCAAAGUUAGUAAGUUUUUGCAAUCUGAAUGCAGUAGAAUGACAAAUUAGAAGAUAACCUGAACCAUUGACCCCUAUGGUGAGGGCAUCUAGUGCCUCCGUUAUAGGGCUACUCCGGAUCACUUAUAAGGAGUUCUGAGUGAUCACCUUAACAGUUUUAUCCUGAUGGGAAUCAUCUCUUUCAGAAUGACAAUGCUGCCAUCCAUGGGAAAUGAGCAGUUUGAUGAAAAUGAUAGGAAUCAUAUAAUUUUUCCUUCACAGUCAUCAGGUGUUGACCCUGUUGGAGCUGUUGGACUAACAUGCUCUCCACCACCAUCAUCUAAACACCAAAUGAGGGAAUAUUUUUUGGACGAAUGGUGUUCAGUUCCUCCAGUGGAGUUCCAGAGACUUAGAGAAUCAAUACCAAAGUGCUGAGGGAAUGUUCUGGUGGCACAUGGUCUCUCAAUACAUUAGUGAAACACUUGAAGCUGUUUUUUUUCCUUUAUCUCCCAUCUGUAUAUAUCUGCUGUGCUGAAUGACCCGCAGUGGUAAAGGAGUCAUAAGGAUUUAUGCCUUUUGUUGUCUGAGAAUACAAGUCUGUUAGACCAUUCAACACAUCCACGUGCUUUUGUUAUGACAAGAAUUGGUGUGUCUGAGUUUGCCAAGACUGAACUGGUGAACAUAUUCUUAGCAAAACAUCCUUGCAGUAUUUACACAGGAGAAAAAGUGGAAUUGCGGGUAUUAUUUAAGAUAAUAAAAGGUGCGGUGCUACUA